Molecule: messenger RNA, 1602 nt
Organism: Parnassius apollo (apollo)
Lineage: Eukaryota; Metazoa; Arthropoda; Insecta; Lepidoptera; Papilionidae
Source: the annotation of a GenBank genome assembly
AUGGUCCUGGCGCUGUCAGAUUCCAGAUCUAGACAUAAGCAUAAUCUAGAAAGGGAACGCUCACGCAACGCUCAAGAACUAAUGCGAGUGGAGCGCGCCCAUAACAAGAUCAUCACCCAGCUUAUGAAGGAAAUGGCUUCCGAACUAGGCCAUGCCAGGACAGAUAUAAAAAAUACCCUCCAGGAAUCCAAGGCGAUACGGGGUUGGUUGAACUUCGAAACCCAAGAGCCCUUCCGCAAAACGAGCGACCUACUCAAAGCUGUGACGGACUUAGACAAGCGCAUAGGUGUGAUUCAGUCGAACUUGAGUCAGCAGAAGCAAGAAGGUGCAGACAACAUUUUAUCUCACCUAAGAGUGGACCUUACUGGAGUAAAAUCUAGUGUGGAAACACUCAAACUUCAAUUGGACGAAAUGCGCAGAGUCAUCGAAAAGUCCGAAAACAACACCAAGAUGGUUCUGGAGACCGGCCAAAAAACCCUGCUACGCCUGGAGUCACCACCAUCCCACCCCUCAGAGGAAAUAAGUAAAACGUUGGAACAUGAGCUGAAUGGAAUGAAGAGUUCGCUGAAGGAGAUAGAUACAAGUAUCAGAUCUGGACUUUCAAUCUUACCUUCAGCGGACUCCGGUAAAAUAUUCCAAACCAGCAUAAGGGAACAUCUUCAACCAAUAGAAGAACACUUAGGUGCAAUGUCAUCCGAGCUGAGGACGAUGAGAGAGCAGAAGCAACGGGCCCCAUCACCUACAGCCCCAAGUCUAGCAACAGAGCUUGCACAAACUGGCGAAGCAGCAACAAAGCCAAAAAAGACAUACGCCAGAGUGGCUGCAAGCCCUCCCCUUCCUAAACCCAAUCACACUCUCAUUAUCACAUCAACUGAUUCGAAAAACACAGCCGAAAAUAUCAUCGAGAGAAUCAGGGAGGCUCUAGACACAAAAAAGACUGGAGCCAAAGUAGAUAGGGUAAGGAAGGCGAAAAACCAAAAAGUCGUCCUCAGUUGCAACACCAAGGAGGAUCUUAACCUUGUCCAAAAUAGAGUUAAGACAAAUAAAAGUUUAAAAGUAGAGGUUGCCAGAACAAACAAUCCCUUGGCGAUAAUCAGGGACGUGCUAUCGUAUCACACAGACGUCGAAAUCGUGGAAAAUAUACUGGCGCAGAACAAACACCUUCUGCAUGACGUCGAUGAGAAAGAACGAACAGUCAGAGUUCGAUACAGGAAAAAGGCGAGGAAUCCACAAGAGUGCCAUCCUGUACUUGAGCUCUCUCCAAAAGUGCACAGGCGCUUCAUUGAUGCGGGUAAAAUUUACAUCGGCCUCCAAAGAAGACCAAUAAUGGAUCACUCUCCCCUUGUGCAAUGCACAAAAUGCCUCGGUUUUGGCCACACAAAAGCAGUGUGCCAUGAAAAGGAGGAACUCUGCAGUCACUGCGGAGAGACCCAUUCAUGGGACAAAUGCCCGAUCAGACUGGAGGGGAGACCCCCCCGAUGUAAAAAUUGCCUCAAAGCGCGCGGUGCCGAUACGGACCUGGCACACAAUGCUUUUAGCUUUGAUUGCCGGGAAAAGCAGAAGUGGGAUGCAAUAGCACGGUCCCGCAUAUCUUACUGCUAA